AGGUGUUCCUAGAGUUUCGAGUAAAAAAAGACCAAAUCUAGGAGAUAGAUCGAGCUCUCUCUAAAUAUAGCUCUGACUAGUAGUACUGGCAUGGGGUACUGGUGGGCAGGGAGAAGAAACAUAGCUAGCCAUAAGCAACCUGGCCCUAUAUAAAUACUUAGGGUUUGGUAAUUAAUUUGAUUAGAUAAUUCUAACAGUCUAGCUUCUUAGCUUGUAUUUUUUUUUUAUUUUUUUUUUGGGUUUUCUAGCUCCAGGGGAAGGAGCUUGGAUAGAUAUAAUUAUCACCGGCAAUGGCCCCUGGAUUAUAUUCCGUCCAAAUCCUUGCGAUAGCAUUGUUGCUUGUUAGCACUACUUCGGCGAGUGAUCCGGGCCUAAACCGGGCAGAUUCGUUUGGUUAUGUCGACCCGAAUGGCCCUGCAAAAUGGGGAAGCUUGAGCCCAAAGUUCACGGAAUGCUCAAAGGGGAAACAUCAGGCUCCUGUGGACAUUGUGAAGGACGAGGUUGUCCAUAAGAAGAGUUUGAAACCCUUGAUUAGAGAUUACAGUCCUGUAAAUGCCACAAUGAUCAACAAUGGCUUUAACAUUGAGAUUAAAUUCGAAGGACAUGUGGGAGUUUUGGUUGCAAAUGGGAAGAACUUCACCUUGAUGCAGGCGCACUGGCACACUCCUUCCGAGCACCGGAUUAAUGGCGUGCAAUUUCCGGGAGAGAUGCAUCUGGUCCACCGGGCAGCUGAUGGCAACCUCUCAGUUGUCUCAGUCCUCUACCAAUAUGGUGCUCCCGAUUCUUUUCUUACUAAGAUUAAACGCAGUUUGGAUGAACUGGGCAAGGAACAGUGUGCAGAGCAUGAAGAGUCUCAUAUCCCCCUUGGGAUCAUAGACACUAAGCACAUGAGGCGAAAGAGCCGCAAGUAUUACAGAUACGUUGGUUCUUUCACCACUCCCCCAUGCACUGAGAACAUCCUUUGGAACAUCCUCGGCAAGGUUAGAUCAAUCUCCAAGGAACAAAUACAGGCUCUCAAGGCACCAUUGAUAUCUAGUUGCAAGGACAACUCAAGGCCGAUACAGCCACUAAAUGGGCGAAAGAUUGAAUUAUAUGAUGAGUUGGCGCGGACAACUAAUUAAGUUACUAUCAUUUUUACCGUAGAAAGAGUUAAUCCAUGUGUUCUAGCUAGCUUACGUGUGAACUUUAUGGAUCCAAUUUUAUUGUAAGCAUCUCUUAUGUAACACAUGAAAUGCAUUAGAAAAUGGAAAUUCACCUAGCCUUAUACUGCUUUUAA
This is a messenger RNA of Alnus glutinosa, 1276 nucleotides long. RefSeq names its product alpha carbonic anhydrase 1, chloroplastic. Gene Ontology annotation, molecular function: carbonate dehydratase activity; zinc ion binding. The transcript has 6 exons. Bases 291 to 1121 code for a protein of 276 amino acids. Lineage: Eukaryota; Viridiplantae; Streptophyta; Magnoliopsida; Fagales; Betulaceae. The record is from RefSeq and is a predicted model, not a curated record.